This is a messenger RNA of Folsomia candida, 563 nucleotides long. RefSeq names its product glutaredoxin. Gene Ontology annotation, molecular function: glutathione disulfide oxidoreductase activity. Gene Ontology annotation, biological process: cellular response to oxidative stress. The transcript has 3 exons. Gene Ontology annotation, cellular component: cytoplasm. NCBI's taxonomy places the organism in Eukaryota, Metazoa, Arthropoda, Collembola, Entomobryomorpha, Isotomidae. Bases 26 to 400 code for a protein of 124 amino acids. The record is from RefSeq and is a predicted model, not a curated record.
GAAUUAAAACUUGAGUAACACAAGAAUGAAUUCUCACACAGGCGAUCAUAAAGGGGAGAUUAAAUUGGAAAUUGAUGAACUGAUCAAUCAAGAUCGAGUGGUCAUCUUCUCCAAAGAAAGUUGUCCUUACUGUGUCGAUGCCAAAAAUGUUUUUGAGGAGAUUGGGCAGACUUACCGUGAAGUGGACUUGAACACCUUAAGCCAGCCCAAAGAGGUGCAGGCCAUCCUGAAGGAAAUGACUGGAGCCAGCACGGUUCCAAGAGUCUUUGUUGAUGGGAAAUGCAUUGGUGGUGGGUCGGACACGGUCCAGUUGUUCAAAACCGGACGAUUGGAGGAAAUUCUGAAGUCAGAGUCCGUUCCACUAGGUGAAAGUGGUCGAGGAGAAAACCCUCGAUUUUGACUAUGUACAUAAUAUUCGGAAACAAGCAUAAAAUAUUAUGCAGAUGAAUGAAAUCCAAAUAGCUACAUAAUUCCCAACAUUGUCAUCAUCGAGGGUCUACAAAUUUUAAAUUCUUGUCAGAUAAAUUACUUAAAAUUACCAACUUAAAUUUCAAAUAUUGUUG